This is a messenger RNA of Corapipo altera (White-ruffed manakin), 5286 nucleotides long. It is a transcript of the gene MFSD11, whose product is annotated as major facilitator superfamily domain containing 11. NCBI's taxonomy places the organism in Eukaryota, Metazoa, Chordata, Aves, Passeriformes, Pipridae. The coding region runs from base 313 to 1662 and encodes 449 amino acids. The record is from RefSeq and is a predicted model, not a curated record. The transcript is spliced from 14 exons.
GAGAGGGUGAAAUGUGCCUUAUUUCCUGUCCAGUGCAUGGAAAUGACUCGUGUGUGCCAAUGGCUCAUCUUUCCUUCGUCAGGUGAUUGAAGGGCCGUGGACCAGAUUCUGAUUUCAACAAUGGCAAGAAGCUGAGCUGAUUAACCUGCUCGAUAUUGGGAAAACUGCUUCGUGUGUGGGAAGAUGAUGUCAUGAAAUAACACGCUGCAGGCAGCUCUGUUAACUUAAUGGGAACAGAGGUUAAGAGGAAACUUUUAAAAGAAAAAAAAGUUUUUCCAGACUGAAGCUGAGGACUUGGUGAGAAAACACAAAAUGUCUUCUGAAGGAAAAAAACUUUUCAACAUCAUUAUUUUGGGAGUCUCGUUUAUGUUUAUAUUCACUGCUUUCCAGACAUGUGGAAAUAUUGCGCAAACUGUUAUCACAAAUUUAAACAACACGGACUUCCAUGGCAGUGGCUACACAAGCAUGUCCAUUAUUUAUGGAGUAUUAUCUGCAUCAAAUCUUAUAUCACCUUCAGUGGUUGCAAUAGUAGGACCUCAGUUCUGCAUGGUUGUUAGUGGCAUAUUUUAUAGCCUAUACAUUGCAGUCUUUAUCCAACCUACUACAUGGGCUUUCUACACUGCUUCUGUUUUUAUUGGCAUUGCAGCUGCUGUCCUCUGGACAGCACAGGGAAAUUGCUUGACUGUAAAUUCUGAUGAAAACACCAUUGGAAGGAACAGUGGAGUGUUUUGGGCACUUCUACAGUCCAGCUUAUUUUUUGGAAACCUCUAUAUAUACUUUGCCUGGCAAGGAAAAACUCACAUAUCAGAGAGCGAUCGCAGAACUGUCUUCAUUGCUCUGACUGUUAUCAGUCUUGUGGGCACAGUUCUGUUCUUUCUGAUUAGGAAACAAGAGGACACAAAAGCUCCAGGGGAUGAAGAUUCUACUAAUGAAAUCCUGGGGGAGAGCUCGUCUGCACGAAACAAAAUGAUGAGAGCAGUGGCUGCCUUCAAGAAAUCUAUUACACUGAGCUUCACCAAAGAGAUGAUGCUUCUCAGUGUCACAACAGCCUACACAGGUUUGGAGUUAACAUUCUUUUCUGGAGUGUAUGGAACAUGCAUUGGUGCUGUGAAUAGAUUUGGCAGUGAAGAGAAAAGCCUAAUUGGUCUCUCUGGUAUUUUUAUUGGUGUUGGAGAAAUCUUGGGUGGAGGAAUCUUUGGUUUGCUGAGCAAGAAUAGUCGCUUUGGCAGGAACCCAGUGGUGAUGUUGGGCAUCCUUGUCCACUUCAUAGCCUUUUAUUUAAUUUUUUUCAACAUGCCAAAUGAUGCCCCUAUUGCUCCCAUGGAAGGAACAGAUCAAGUUGCUUACAUGAUUCCAAGCAAAGAGGUGGCCAUGCUCUGCAGCUUCCUGCUGGGGCUGGGGGACAGCUGCUUCAACACCCAGCUCCUCAGUAUUUUAGGAUUCCUAUAUUCAGAAGACAGUGCUCCUGCCUUUGCCAUCUUUAAGUUUGUUCAGUCCAUCUGUGCUGCAGUUGCCUAUUUCUACAGCAACUACUUCCUUCUGCAGUGGCAGCUCCUGAUCAUGGUGAUUGUGGGAUUCUUUGGCACAAUCACCUUCUUUGCAGUGGAGUGGGAAGCAGCAGCAGCCCUGGCUGCCCGUGGCUCAGACUACAGCAGCAUUUGAUCCUGAUAACCAUGGCUGGUCUGAUUUAAGGAACAGCACAGACAUGUUUUUUGGGAAGUGAUGUGAAAAGGUGGAAAAGGUCAAGCUGCUGCAGAGGUUGAGGUGGAGGAAGCUGCUACUAAAUCGCCAUCAGUCCAACUGGAUUUGAAACAAGAAGGGAAAAAAAUGCCAAAUUUGAAAGGCUUUUUUUUUUCCCUUGCUUUACUCAACCAAGCAUGGUAUAAGUGUUCUUAAAAACCUGAUAUUAGCAUUGGAAGGAGAUGUAUAGAUCUGUGUAUUGAACCAUUCUGCUCUGAGAUGUACCUUUCAGAAUGUAAUUGCCUCAUUUCACUCUACCAUGCACUACAGGAUUAGUUUUGUUUUUUGCCCCCUAAAUUAUUUUUCCUAUACACUAGUUCUGCAGACACAUGAGUUCUGGUAUUGAAUGAGUGAUGUUUUUAUAAAGUAGAUUAUAUCACAGAUUGUCUGCACAACUGAGAAAUCAAUUUGGCGUUGACUUUUUCAACAAUUAGAUAUGCUGAAGUAUUUCCAUGGGAAAUGUUGCCUUUUUUUGUAUCACUCAGCUUCUUGUUUCCCAACAGUUUGUUUAUUCAUCUCUUUCAUGUGGCUAAGUUUUCAGAUCCGUGGGGGUUUUUGUUUGUUUGUUUUUUUUCUUUUGUUUCAUGCUUUUUCAUUUUUGUUUUGGUUUUUUUUUUUGUAAGAAAAUGAAUCAGGUUAUAGUGUGACAUGAAAGAUUUUUACAAGAAUUUAAAGAUAUUACCUUUAGCCAUCUUAAGGAUGGGAACCCAAGGCCUGUGAAUUAUUGGUAAUUGAAAACAGCCUUGUGGCUCAGUAUCUCAGAACUGAACUGUUGGGAAAGGUGCUGAAACUUCCUCAGGGCUGUGCAAUAUGAAGGACCACAAUCCAUGGCUUCCCUCACAGGCUCCCAAAUAGUUCUUUUGAGUUCAGUGGAGUCUUUAUCAUAAAAUGAUGAAAAUCUGUGAUGGGAGCAUUGUCUGAGAUAACUUCAAAAAGUACAAAUAGACUCAGAAUGUGAAUGGUCAGAAUAAUCUUGCAGUGUUUAUUCUACUGCAUAGGCUGAAAACACCUGAAAUGCUUGUCCUAAGUUGCUUUAUUCAGUGUAUUUUGGGAAGAUUGUACUGUAAUCUUACUCCACCAAAUAUGAAAACAGGGUUACUAGCAUAGUAACUAAAUUUUAAUCCAAAACUGUUAUUAUAGAUGAUAAAACAGGCAGUGAAUGCAGCUCACCUUGACUUUGCAUGGCUCUGUAGUGCUUGCAGUGAUGUUUCUGCCUGGUGGGCAAUAAGAUGCACCUGAGAGCAGGGGUGUAACACUGAGAAGGUGUUUUUAGACACUCCAUGUAGCUAUUUUUAGAAAAGUACCACUCACCAACCUUUUUUUAUGCACAGUCAGGAUGUUAAUGUCUUUAAAGACAAGUUAAAGUCGACUCAUUAUGUGUCAGUAGCUCCCAGGUGUCAUAACUAGGUAGGUGUACCCAAGGUUAAACUUGGUGAGGGAGAGUGGCAUCUCCUGUGACAUUUGCUGUCACUUUUGCUCUCAAAGAGCAGUGACACAACUCCUGUGAAGCACAGAGUUGUGAAGCACAGCAAAACAGCCCAGGGGCAUCAUUUUACAGGGCUACAGAAAGGGAUUUUUAAAUUCACUGCAGGUUUUUUGCUGUGAGAUCAGUAAGGUGUUAAUGGGAGGACGGGAGGGCACCUGAACAUCCAGCAAGCAAAAGAAAUCUUUGAGGACAGGCAGGAGAGAAAGCCUUUGUGUAUUCCUGGGAGAGUCAAUGAAUGAUGUAAAAGAGAAUGAGACAGAACACACAUUGAAGCAAGGGGUUGCUGAAGCCAUUCCAAUUUGUCAGGCAAACUGAAAAGGCAUUCAGGAUUGAAUCAAUAUCUGAUUAAUGUGACCAGCAGCACAGUGAAGCCUCUCUCUCACCCACUCCUGUUAUCCUGUAACUUGAAGAGUACUAUUUUUAAUAUACUGAGCACUAUAAAGGUAUAGAUUAUAGGAUGCUGCCAGUGAUUAAAACUCUCUUGUUGCUACACAUUUAUAUUUUCUCCAAAGUACCAAACAGGAUAAAUAGGGUCUUUUUCAGAUAGGGAAUUACUGACUUUUUUUUUUUUUCCCUCCAAAUGCUUUCUGGGACCUGUUUUUCCUUGUAUAUCAACGAGAGCAGAAAGACUUGAAAGUUCACAAGGGGCAGUUUUGUCUUAGUGUAUUUGGGGAAAAAAUGAUUCUUGGGUCUUGUGGUGAUGAGUUAUUAAAUGCUUUUAAAACAAUGUCAUUUAAUUGUAAGUAGGUUAUGGCUCUCAUGAGGUUGCUUUUCGAAUUGAUUCCUUUUAAUUAUGAACUUCUGUGAUGCUCAUUUGCCAUAUAUAAAUUAUAUAGACUAUUUUAUUAGAAAUUAAAAAAUUGCGAAGUUAUUGUGGUUUCAAAAACCAUUUUGAAGUCAAAGGGAUAGUAAUGAACUAGGAAUGUGGGUUUUUAGUACCUUUGUGAAUCUGAUGCUUUACUUUUUUUUCCCCUAUUCCUUUUCUCCUUUCUGGCCUGACUCAGUAUCAGUCAAUGUUGGAAGGCUGCUCAGAACUAUUUAUUGGGUCAUUAAAGGGAAGUAUUGUUUUGUGACAAGUUUUACAAGAAAUCAUGAAAUUCUUAAAACUGUAUCAUAGAUAACUAUUCUUUUUUACUAUUAACUUUAUUGCUUUUGACAUUUGAUCUGAAGAGACAGGUUUCAGUUAUUCAAGCUGCUUUUCACUUAUUCGUGUUUCUUUGAUUUGUCAAGAGGUGAAAAAUCCUCUCAUAUACACAGUUGUUAGUUUGGUUGAAAUCUUUGGUGCAGCAAUAUGAAGAACAGGAAUGCUGACAUCCAUUUAUGAUUCCAUCUCUGAAUCUGUUUAUCAGCAUUUACCAACCAUGAGGCUGCACCCCCUUCAUUUCACCUCAGUGGCCUUUUAACGUUAAUCUGAAUUGGGAGCUUACUGUUAAAUUAAGUGGGAUUUGAAAGUAUUUUUUUUCUGUAUCUGUGGUAUUGUGGCUUUGUUUUAUAUUAGUGAUUUUAUCUUUUUAAGCAAAAUGACACAUUUGUUUGGGUUUACUAAAAAGACCUCUUUCCUCCCCCCCCUCGUUCUUUUAGGUUGUUACUAAGGUUUAAUAUCUUGACAUGUCACACCCACAAGUUUUACAAACAAAUGCUAAAGAGGAAAUGAAAACUGAUAUUCUUGACAUUGAGUGCCAAAGAAGCUGCUGAAAAAUUAGUCUUUCAUGAAUGUCAUAUAAACAUAUCUAUAUUUUUCUUUUGCCAGUUGAGUUUCAUUUUUGAUACAUGAAUGUAUGGAAAGAGAAUUUCUACAACUGUAGACCUUCUGUGUGUUAAUUUCCAUUAGGUACAAUUAAUGUUGUCAAGUUGAGAUAAGGAAGAGAAUGAUGUAUAAAAUGUCAUUUAUAAAUAAUUCUAGUCUACAAUUUUUGUGCAGAUUGUGCUUAACUCAACAGGGAUAUAAAAAAAAAACCCCAAACCUACAGAACAACCAAAACCCCUCCCCAAACCCCUAAGCUUUACCAAGGUCCCUAUCUUAGCAGAAACCUUCUUGUGGUACAGUUAUUAAAAACUUU